AUGGACGUGAGCGUGGAAGAGUUGGAUAGAAAGUUUAUGAGCAUUGGGUUGAAUGAAACUCGUGUCAAAGAUACGCUGAAAAACAAAAAGUUGAGUUCUGCUUUGAACAGAGUAAUUGACGAGGCCAAACUGAAGGAGUCAGGAUGUGAUCGUUCCGUUGGUAACUUGUUAAUGACCUUGGCAAAUGAAUCAUUGAAACAAAAAGACACAAAGUUGCAAAAACACGAACCAUAUAUUUGCUCCAAGAUAGUCAAGGGAGAUAUAAAGAGCACUCUCCAAGUAAAUGCUGCUAUCGGAUAUUGUAAAAAUACAGAUUCCAUUAAUGAAGAAGAAUUCGACAAGGAAUUAGGUGUUGGUGUCACCUGUACACCAGAACAAAUUACUGAGUUGGUUGGUCAGUACAUAAAAGAAAAUGAAGAAAAGAUCGUUGAACAAAGAUAUGCCUCUUUCAAUGCAACUUCAUCCGCCUUGCGCCAGCAUCCUAUUUUGAAAUGGGCUUCUCAACUGGAUGUUAAGCAAACACUCGACAAGAAGUAUUUGGAGCUUUUGGGUCCAAAAGAUGAAAGAGACGCUCCAACUGGUAAGAAGGGCAAGGGAAACAAAGGAAAGGCAGAUACCAAAGAACAGAAGAAGGGUACAACAAGCUCUAGUAAGAGCAAUUACAAUAUGUUUGAAGAAGGCUUUCUUGCAAAGUUACACAAGCCUGGCGGAAAUCCUCAGCUCAUUCCUGAACGCAUGAAGGAACACUUACAGGCAACUGGUGGUGGUGUAGUCACUAGAUUUCCCCCCGAACCAAAUGGAUAUCUUCAUAUCGGCCAUUCAAAAGCUAUUGCUGUCAAUUUCGGCUUUGCUCGCCAUCACAAAGGUAUCUGCUAUUUACGUUUUGAUGACACCAAUCCCGAAGCUGAAGAGGCAAAAUACUUUGAAAGCAUAAAGGACAUCAUUUCCUGGCUUGGAUUCUCUCCUUACAAGAUCACUUAUUCCAGUGAUUAUUUCGAUCAACUCUAUGCUCUUGCCGAGUUGCUGAUUAAGAAAGAUAAAGGCUAUAUUUGUCACUGCACCGACGCUGAAAUCAAAAAGGCAAGAGGUGGUGAAGAGCGUGGCCCUAGAUAUGCUUGCGUUCACCGUAAUCGUCCAAUUGAGGAAUCCCUGGCAGAGUUUCGUAAUAUGAGAGAUGGAAAAUACAAACCUAAAGAAGCAAUUUUGCGAAUGAAACAAAAUUUGGAUGAUGGCAAUCCUCAAAUGUGGGAUCUUAUUGCCUACCGUGUUCUCGACACUCCUCAUCCUCGUACAGGUGAUAAAUGGAAAAUUUAUCCUACCUAUGACUUUACUCAUUGUUUAGUGGAUUCAUUUGAAAACAUUACCCACUCCCUUUGUACUACUGAGUUUAUUCUUUCUAGAGUUAGCUAUGAGUGGCUUUGUAACUCUCUCGAGGUGUAUUGCCCUGCUCAGAGAGAAUAUGGUCGUUUGAAUGUCGUGGGAACCCUUAUGAGUAAAAGAAAGAUUAUGAAACUCGUUAAUGAAGGUUAUGUUCACGGCUGGGACGAUCCUCGCUUGUAUACCCUUGUUGCUCUUCGUCGUCGUGGUGUUCCCCCAGGUGCUAUUCUUGAAUUUGUUAGCGAUGUUGGUGUAACGACUGCCGUUAGUAAUAUUGAGGUUGCUCGUUUCGAAAACUGUGUUCGUUCUUUCCUUGAAAAUAGCGUCCCGCGUCUUAUGUUUCUCCCCGAUCCUGUCAAGAUUACCCUUGAAAAUCUUGCCGAUGAUUAUAGAGAAGAGAUUCAAAUACCCUUCAACCCCAAGAAUCCUUCCAUGGGUUCUCGAACUCAGUAUUUGACUAAGACUGUUUAUAUCGAUCGUUCGGAUUUCCGUGAAGAAGCCUCCAGUGACUUUUUCCGUUUGACAUUAAAUCAACCUGUCGGUCUCUUCCGAGCUUCUUGCCCUGUCGUAGCUAAGAAGAUUAUUAAAGACGAUAGUGGAAAGGUGGUAGAAAUCAUAGCUGAGUACGAUCAAAGCCUUUCGAUGAAACCUAAAACAUUUGUUCAAUGGGUUUCUGAAGAUAGUGCAAGCGGCAGUCCCGUCCGCUUGUCGGAAACCCGUCUUUAUAACAAUCUGUUUAAGUGCGAUAAUCCUGCCGCUUUGAAGGACCAUGAUUUGGCUGACCAAUUAAAUCCGGAAAGUGAAAUUGUCUUGAAGAAUUCUAUGGUUGAGACCGGAAUUUACGAUCUCAUUAAGUCUGCUCCUUGGCCAAAGACUGACUCAUCUGCAGGAGUAGAUAAAGCUGGAAGUCCUGAAAGUGUCCGUUUCCAAGCUAUGCGCGUUGGCUACUUUUGUUUAGACAAGACUAGUAAGGGUCAGGACGAACUUGUUUUGAACCGCAUCGUUUCCUUGAGAGGAGAGGAGGCUGCUAAAAAUAAGGAUUAA
Messenger RNA from Schizosaccharomyces octosporus yFS286, 2421 nucleotides. Its product is annotated as cytoplasmic glutaminyl-tRNA ligase Qrs1. The transcript has a single exon. The coding region runs from base 1 to 2421 and encodes 806 amino acids. The record is from RefSeq and is a predicted model, not a curated record. Gene Ontology annotation, biological process: glutaminyl-tRNA aminoacylation; translation. NCBI's taxonomy places the organism in Eukaryota, Fungi, Ascomycota, Schizosaccharomycetes, Schizosaccharomycetales, Schizosaccharomycetaceae. Gene Ontology annotation, cellular component: cytosol; cytoplasm. Gene Ontology annotation, molecular function: ATP binding; glutamine-tRNA ligase activity.